AUGUUGCCUCCUCCAUUUUGCUUUUUUUUUACUCUUCCUUUUGUUUUUCCUUGUCUUCAUAACCCCCUUCUUUUCCUCUUUUCCCCCUCUCUGUUCAUUUCGUUCCUUAUUUUCUUCUUUCUCUUCUUACUCUCCUCAUUACCCUUAUUUUCUUCUUCCUUUUACAGGAUGGAAUAUGGGCGCAGAGCAGCAGUAGUAGCUUCUUUUCGCGUCGGAAAGAAGCCUACGGAAGUAAUGGUCUCGUUUGGGUUCGAAAGGACCAUGGUCAUGGACAUUUGGAGGAAGUGGAAGGCGUGUGAGAACAAGGACGAGUUUACUGCCAAACGAAAGGCACGCAACGUUCGUUCUUCGGCCGUUAGGACCGACAAGUUCGUCGCCGCCGUCAAGGAGACAGUCGGCAAUGAUGGAAGCCAGAGCUAUGCCAAGAUCGCCGCUGACAUGGGCUGUCACAAGUCGACGAUCUGCCGAACGAUCAAGAAGGACAUUGGUUACUCCUCCUACCACAAGUUUCACCGCAUGUUCAUCACUAAUGCCUCCAAGGAGUCGAUGAAGGUCAAGGCAGUGGCUUUGCUGACUGAGCUCAAACACUGGUCCGCUGGGAUGCUGAGGUUCUUCUCUGAUGAAAAGAAUUUAAUCCAGGACCAGACGAGCAAUAGGCAGAACGACGGGUGGAUCUGCAAAGACAACGAGGAAUUUCCCGUCUUGAAGCAUACGAAGUUUCCCUCCUCUAUCAUGGUCCUUGGCGUCAUCUCCAGCGAGGGGGGACGUCAUGCCUCCGUUCUUCUUUCGAAAGGGCCUGCGAGUCACCGCUGA
Acanthosepion pharaonis is the source of this 813-nucleotide messenger RNA. The record is from the annotation of a GenBank genome assembly. NCBI's taxonomy places the organism in Eukaryota, Metazoa, Mollusca, Cephalopoda, Sepiida, Sepiidae.